Molecule: messenger RNA, 3328 nt
Organism: Choloepus didactylus (southern two-toed sloth)
Lineage: Eukaryota; Metazoa; Chordata; Mammalia; Pilosa; Megalonychidae
Gene: MED16
Product: mediator complex subunit 16
Exons: 12
Coding region: 203-3328 (1041 amino acids)
Biological process (GO): positive regulation of DNA-templated transcription
Cellular component (GO): mediator complex
Molecular function (GO): protein binding
Source: RefSeq, a predicted model, not a curated record
GGAGUCUAGCCACGCCCAUAUGCAAAAAGACGAGGGCAGCUGCGAAGCCGAAGCCGCCGCAGUCCCAGAAGCCUUUGGGAAGCUGCGGCGCUGCGCGCGCGACUCGUUGGUGACAGGGAAGAUGGCGGCGCCGGGUCCGGAGAGGAGCCGGUGACCAUCCUCGGUGCCCGUCCCUGCAGCCCGGCUCGUGGCACUGGGCGCCAUGGACCUGGCUUACGUCUGCGAGUGGGAGAAAUGGCCCAAGAGCACCUACUGCCCAUCGGUGCCCCUGGUGUGCGCCUGGUCCUGCCGCAACCUCAUUGCCUUCACCACGGACCUGCGCAACGACGACCAGGACCUGACCCGCCUGAUCCACAUCCUGGACACGGAGCACCCCUGGGACGUCCACUCCAUCCGCUCGGAGCAUGACGAGGCCAUCACGUGUCUCGAGUGGGACCAGUCGGGCUCCCGGCUCCUGUCGGCUGAUGCCGAUGGACAGGUCAAGUGUUGGAGCAUGGCAGACCACCUGGCCAACAGCUGGGAAAGCCCAGUGGGCAGCCUGGCGGAGGGGGACCCCAUCGUGGCCCUGUCCUGGCUGCACAACGGCGUGAAGCUGGCGCUGCACGUGGAAAAGUCGGGCGCCUCCAGCUUCGGCGAGAAGUUCUCCCGGGUCAAGUUCUCGCCGUCCCUCACGCUGUUCGGUGGCAAGCCCAUGGAGGGCUGGAUCGCCGUGACCGUCAGCGGCCUGGUCACCGUGUCCCUGCUCAAGCCCAGCGGGCAGGUGCUGACGUCCACCGAGAGCCUGUGCCGGCUGCGCAGCCGCGUGGCCCUGGCCGACAUCGCCUUCACGGGCGGCGGCAACAUCGUGGUGGCCACGGCGGAUGGCAGCAGCGCCUCGCCCGUGCAGUUCUACAAGGUGUGCGUGAGCGUCGUCAGCGAGAAGUGCCGCAUCGACACUGAGAUCCUGCCAUCCCUCUUCAUGCGCUGCACCACCGACCUCAACCGCAAGGACAAGUUCCCCGCCCUCACCCACCUCAAGUUCCUGGCCCGCGACAUGUCAGAGCAGGUGCUGCUGUGUGCGUCGGGCCCGACGAGCAGCAUCGUGGAGUGCUGGUCGCUGCGGAAGGAGGGGCUGCCCGUCAACAACAUCUUCCAGCAAAUCUCGCCCGUGGUUGGCGACAAGCAGCCGAUGAUCCUCAAGUGGCGGAUCCUGUCGGCCACCAACGACCUGGACCGCGUGUCAGCCGUGGCGCUGCCCAAGCUGCCCAUCUCACUCACCAACACGGACCUCAAGGUGGCCGACGACACCCAGUUCUACCCCGGCCUCGGGCUGGCCUUGGCCUUCCACGACGGCAGCGUCCACAUCGUGCACCGGCUCUCGCUGCAGACCAUGGCCGUCUUCUACAGCUCUGUGGAUGAGCCGGCCGUCAAGCGCCCCCGGACCACCGGCCCUGCCGUCCACUUCAAGGCCAUGCAGAUGUCCUGGACCUCCCUGGCGCUCGUGGGGAUCGACAACCACGGCAAGCUCAGCAUGCUGCGCGUCUCGCCCUCCAUGGGCCACACGCUGGACGUGUCCCUGGCGCUGCGGCACCUGCUCUUCCUGCUGGAGUACUGCAUGGUGACGGGCUACGACUGGUGGGACGUGCUGCUGCACGUGCAGCCCGGCAUGGUGCAGAGCCUGGUGGAGCGGCUGCAUGAGGAGUACACGCGGCAGAACGCGGCGCUGCAGCAGGUGCUGUCCACCCGCAUCCUGGCCAUGAAGGCCUCGCUCUGCAAGCUGUCGCCCUGCACCGUGGCCCGCGUGUGCGACUACCACGCCAAGCUCUUCCUCAUCGCCGUCAGCUCCACCCUCAAGUCCCUGCUGCGCCCGCACUUCCUCAACACGCCCGACAAGAGCCCCGGCGACCCGCUGUGUGCCCGGGCCGGCUGUGUACCUCGGCCCGCUGUGUGCCUGGGCCCACUGUGUACCGGUGCCCGCUGUGUGCCUCGGCCCUCUGUGUGCCUGGGCCCGCUGUGUGCCUGUGCCCGCUGUGUGCCCGGGCCGGCUGUGUGCCUGGGCCCGCUGUGUGCCCGGGCCGGCUGUGUGUACCUCGGCCCGCUGUGUGCCUGGGCCCACUGUGUGCCUGGGCCCGCUGUGUACCGGUGCCCGCUGUGUGCCCGGGCCGGCUGUGUGCCCGGGCCAGCUGUGUACCUCGGCCCGCUGUGUGCCCGGGCCGGCUGUGUGUACCUCGGCCCGCUGUGUGCCCGUGCCCGCUGUGUGCCCGGGCCAGCUGUGUGCCCGGGCCGGCUGUGUGUACCUCGGCCCGCUGUGUGCCUGGGCCCGCUGUGUACCUCGGCCCGCUGUGUGCCUGGGCCCGCUGUGUACCUCGGCCCUCUGUGUGCCCGGGCCGGCUGUGUGUACCUCGGCCCGCUGUGUGCCCGUGCCCGCUGUGUGCCCGGGCCGGCUGUGUGCCUGGGCCUGCUGUGUGCCCGGGCCGGCUGUGUGUGCCUGGGCCGGCUGUGUGCCUGGGCCCGCUGUGUGCCUGGGCCCGCUGUGUGCCCGGGCCAGCUGUGUGCCCGGGCCGGCUGUGUGUACCUCGGCCCGCUGUGUGCCUGGGCCCGCUGUGUGCCUGGGCCCGCUGUGUACCUCGGCCCGCUGUGUGCCCGGGCCGGCUGUGUGUACCUCGGCCCGCUGUGUGCCUGGGCCCACUGUGUGCCUGGGCCCGCUGUGUACCGGUGCCCGCUGUGUGCCCGGGCCGGCUGUGUACCUCGGUCCGCUGUGUACCGGUGCCCGCUGUGUGCCUGGGCCGGCUGUGUGCCUGUGCCCGCUGUGUGCCCGGGCCGGCUGUGUGUGCCUGGGCCGGCUGUGUGCCUGUGCCCACUGUGUGCCUGGGCCGGCUGUGUGCCUGGGCCCACUGUGUACCUCGGCCCGCUGUGUGCCUGGGCCGGCUGUGUGCCCGGGCCGGCUGUGUGUGCCUGGGCCGGCUGUGUGCCUGUGCCCGCUGUGUGCCUGGGCCGGCUGUGUGCCUGGGCCCGCUGUGUACCUCGGCCCGCUGUGUGCCUGGGCCUGCUGUGUCAGCUGUAUGCCCGGGUGUCCUCUCUCCUCCAAGCCCCCUGCAGGGCCACUGCCCACGAGGAGGCCGGCUGUCCAGUGGCAAUGGUCCGUUCAGGGAGGGGAGGAGCCUGCAGUGACUGCUCCAGGCCACAGGACGCUACGGGGCGGGGGCUCGCCUCCCGCCCGGGCCUGAGCCCCCGGGGCCCCUUCCUUCCUGCCCUGCCCGAGCCCUUGAGCCUGCCCCGGGUCCCCAUCUGGAGAGCGGGGCCAGGACACCCUGCGCGUUUCUGGGCUGAGAGUCUGGGCUGGAAGUGA